CCCUUGUCGCUUUCCCUCCAUAGAGACGGACGGAUUGGUCUCCUUAGAUAUGGCUGAUGCUCCCACACAACGAUGCCGGUUUUUUUGUCACCAGUGUUCAGCAGAGAUUAAUCCACUUUUACCGGACUUCACCUGUCCUCUAUGUAAUUCUGGCUUUAUUGAGGAACUGCCUGAGGAAAGAAGAAAAUGUGUCUGCAUCCACAUCCUCCACCUCUGAAGGGAGCAGUUCAACCUUUGAGAACACUGGUCUUCGGCAGUUUAUCUCACCAAUGUCCUCUGGGCACAGUCCAUUCACGUUUGGGAUUUUUGAUGAAAAUUUUGAUCUUCAAACAUGGCUACCAUCAGAGGACAGCAGGGAGACAGAAAACAGGAGAGAAAGGGAGCGGCACAGUGCACAUCAAUCACAGGGUCGACAUAAUCCUCGAAGACAGGGAAUACGCCAUGAAGGAGGGCCCACAUUAGAGGGAAUCAUCCAGCAGUUAGUAAAUGGAAUCAUUGCCCCCACAACCAUGGCCAAUGUUGGGUUUGAAACAUGGGGCUUUCUACACUCCAACCCAAUGGACUAUGCCUGGGGCAUCAAUGGACUUGAUGAAAUCAUUACACAGUUACUGAACCGUUUUGAAAAUACUGGUCCUCCACCUGCAGAAAGAGACAUGAUAGAUGGUAUACCCACCAUCCCCAUCACGGAGGAGCAUGUGGGUGCUGGUUUAGAUUGUCCCGUGUGCAAAGAAGACUACAAGGUGGAGGAGAACGUUAGGCAACUGCCAUGCAGUCAUUUAUUUCACAAUGACUGUAUAGUACCAUGGCUGGAACAGCAUGAUUCGUGUCCUGUGUGCAGGAAGAGUCUCAGUGGACAGAAUACAGCCACAGACCCACCGGGCUUAUCAGAUAUGAACUUUUCUCGCUCCUCUUUGUCUUCUUCCUCAAGUUCACCUAGCAAUGAGAGUUCUGCCAACAACUCAUAGAUUUUCACCAGCAUCAUCACUCACCCUGCACCAGCAGAGACCCUUACGGCUCUUCUUUACAACUGACACCAGGACAGUUUGUCUCAAGAGUUGAGGUGAACUCUGAAUGUGCUGCGGUCUAUUAGUCAUCAUCCCUUCCCCCAGCUCUUGCUGCUUUUGUUUCCAAAUGAGGUGGAGGGAAGUGUCAAAGGAGGAUCUAGAAAGGUUGUGAAUAAUAAUUAUAGUUGCUGCUCAGCAGUGGGUGGGGGCUGGCCAUUUCCUACAACAAGCAGCAGCAGAAGAACUGGGAGACGGUGAACAACUAUGCAUUAGAAUGUGCAUUCUGCCUCAAAAGAGCUUGAGCUCACAACCACGGACACUAAAGGCAAGUCACUAUCCUAAUAAGCUGCACGCCAUGUGACAAAGUAUACUUUACACUACACGGCGGCAGGAUAUCAGCUGAUUUCAAACUGCUGUCAAAAAUGCAGUUAAGACAAAAUGCUGAAAAUCACUUGCUAUCAUCGAAACACUUAGAGAUGUUUGUUUUUGUUUGAUUUACCUCAUAAAUUGGAAAAAAAACAACCUGAUAUUGGUUUUGACACUGGUUUUAUUCCAUAGACUGCAAAGGUUUACAUGAGUGCAGAAUUUGAAAUGCUGUCAAAGUAUUUUUUUUAAAGGUAAAAUUCUAAAGUAUUACACAGUAAAUUGUUAAUUUUACAUGAGCAUUGAAGGUUUAUUUAGUCAGAAUGUGCAAGAAUACAUUCACAACAGUGUUUACAGUCAAACGUUUGGAUGCAGUGGGGGCUGAAUUUUCAUAAAUGCAAACAUCCGUGUAGAAUGUUGGUUUUAUUAGAGUUGGGCUUCAUAAUUUGUCCCACAGUGAAGUUUACAAAAGUUUGUAAAUGUUACUGUUUACAAAAAAAACCCCGCUGCUUCAUGACCAGUUCAUACUAUGAAGGGAGAUCAGUGAGUUGGCGAGGUACACAAAGGUGACUGGCUGUCUUUUAACCUGGUUAGAUCACCAUGGCAACUUACACUUCCACUUCAGACAUAACCUGGUCUGCUCUAGGUUAUGUUCAAUUUCACCUUUAAUUCAGCUAUAAAAAAAAAAGCACAGUAUUUUAACUAAUUAGCUUCUUUGGACUUAGUUGUACCAUUCUUGUACAGUUUUUCUUUGGAGGUGGAAGAGAGUGUUUAGAGAUCAGAGUGUUCGUUUUUCUGAUGUAGAUUUUCAGAAUACGGUACACAAGCGUUAAUGAGCUAUAGGAGGCUGUGCACUUAGAGUAGCUCAAACUGUGCAUUGCCUUCUUUUGCUCUGCAUUUAGUUGGAGAUGCAGAGAAUCUGAGUGGCGAUGCUCAAGGUUCAUGCGCUCAUUAAAAUAAGGAAUGUUUGAAGAGGUAGAAAAUUGAUUAGAGUUUAUCACAAAUAUUAACUCAAUCCAUUUCACUUUGGCCCCACGUUGAGGUGAUCGCUGUGUCUCACUUUACUCUUGGACAGUAUUAUGUUUGAAGUUUUUUUUCUCCCCCAUUGUUGGACAUUUAGACCAAAAUGCAGUUUUUCAGUAGAAUGUGUGUAUUUGCUGUGCAGUUGUCUCUUUACCCAUAAACAGGAAGCAGUGUUAGAGCAGAAAAGGGAUGUCCUACAUCGCCACUGCUUUAAGUUUUAAUCAUUUAAAUAAUCUUUUUAAAUUGUUUUAAUUGUUCCAGCUCUUUACCCAUUCCCCCCUGACUGAAGUAGGCAGCAUGCGAUCUGUCCAUUACAUGUGCAGGUAGAGUCAAAUAAGGAAAAGCGGGGUUGUUGAAGCAAGUUGAAAAAGCCUCUGUGGCGAUUCUCCGUUUGGAGCUUUAGUGUUCGUUGAGCCAGCUCAAGCAAAGAAAGCCUGGCUCUGUUAAACCUGGUUUAAAGUACAGCCCUCUGGACUGUUGGCUCGUCUUUGCAGCUGAGGGACUGUCGCUCCCUGGCCCCCAAAUUAUGAUAAAGUCGGAUUGUGACCAGAGUUUAUAACAGAGCGUACUGCUUUUUGAUGGAAACUUGGGUUUGCCAAGUGACCGGGUCACAUUUUAUAUUCAAAGUAAUACAGAAUCCUCUUUGUUUUGUUUUUUUAAAAAUGCCUGUGGUGGUGAAGCCAGUGUAUGCAUCCGAGUGUUUUAAUAAUUAUUUAUUUGCACAUUUCUUUUCUUAAUUUGCACUAAUAUUCUGAGGGAUCAGAUGUGAUUUAAUGUGAACAAAAUGAAGACUUGCAGCUAACAGUGUUGACGACUUUUUGGCAAAUUCCCAAAUCCACUUAUUUAUUCAAGUCCUUAAGCACAAAUGAAGUAGUGAAGAACAAAGUGUUUCACAAAAAGAGUGUAUAUAAGAAAACAUGCAUUUCAAGCAUUGCCAUUUGUCAUUAUUAUUCCAUACAUAAUCAUAAUAAUAAAGAGUGGAAAUCAAUAGUGUGGAUGCUGACAAGGCAUUGACACUGACACUCGACACGGAUUAUUGUAUUUACUUAUCUUUUGUACAAUUAUGAAGUGCUCAAGCUAUUUUGUACUGAUAAUGUGCAAUAAAGUGUUCUCCUUCUGAUGGUUAAUUUUA
This is a messenger RNA of Solea solea (common sole), 3522 nucleotides long. Its product is annotated as E3 ubiquitin-protein ligase RNF126-like. Gene Ontology annotation, cellular component: cytoplasm. The transcript is spliced from 9 exons. The coding region runs from base 57 to 965 and encodes 302 amino acids. The record is from RefSeq and is a predicted model, not a curated record. Gene Ontology annotation, molecular function: ubiquitin protein ligase activity. Lineage: Eukaryota; Metazoa; Chordata; Actinopteri; Pleuronectiformes; Soleidae. Gene Ontology annotation, biological process: protein ubiquitination.